AUGUCGGCACAAGUCUCCGACAAACGAUGGGUCAAGAUCUCCGUGGUAAAUCCUGAGAUGCGUCUUGAACGAGAGCAAGCUGUCGGAGGUGAGCUCGUCGUCGUCGGCGGCGUCGCUGCUGCCGUUCUUCUGGUGCAAGGGGCAGUGCCAACUGCUGUAGUGAGGCUGCCUGAGAUGCCUCUGCCAGGCUUCGAAAGAAGAGCUUUCUAA
Clonostachys byssicola is the source of this 210-nucleotide messenger RNA. Lineage: Eukaryota; Fungi; Ascomycota; Sordariomycetes; Hypocreales; Bionectriaceae. The record is from the annotation of a GenBank genome assembly.